CUGGGCGUGGCGGGGCGCGCAGCGGGACACGAGCAGGCCGGCAGCCCGCCGCUGCCCAGCGCCAAGAUGGCGUCCAUGCUGCUGCAGAGCUGCGGCCGGCGGGCCUGCGGCCUGCCUCGCGCGCUGCGCCGCCAGGCCCCGCUGGGUGAGCCUCCCGCGGCCAGGAGGGAAGCGCAGCCCUGCGGCGCCGGAGGGACUGAGGAAAGAACGGGGGAGGGAGGAGGCGCCCUGGGGGCUCGCGGUAACUUGGGAGAUCGCGCUUGUCUUAGUUGUACAUCCCUGAGGUUGGCAAACAAAAUGACUGUACACUUUAAAUAUUGCACUAGUGUCGCUCCUGUUUACGCAUACUCCAAGAAAGAUCCCUACUGUUGUUGGACUAAAGGAUCGGAACGAAUGUACUUUACUCUUAUGAGCUCUUCUGGCUCAUGGACGCCACUGGCAGCCAUGGGUGUUUUAGGACCCCAGUAUCUUCCAGUGAGGUGGUUGCAUUCUUCACGUUCCCUUCAAGAUGACUCCAUAGUUGAAAAGUCUCUGAAGUCCUUAAAGGACAAAAACAAGAAGUUGGAAGAAGGAGGUCCUGUAUAUAGUCCAACAGAAGUGGAAGUUGUGAAAAAAUCUAUUGGACAGAGGAUUGUGGAUGAGCUGAAGCACUAUUACCAUGGUUUUCGAUUACUCUGGAUUGACACAAAAAUAGCUGCAAGGAUGCUCUGGCGAAUACUUCAUGGAAAUACGCUGUCACGUCGAGAACGGAGACAGUUUCUUCGAAUAUGCGCUGAUCUCUUCCGCUUGGUUCCUUUCCUCGUUUUUCUUGUUGUCCCAUUUAUGGAGUUUCUGCUUCCAGUAGCUCUAAAGUUGUUCCCUAAUAUGCUUCCCUCUACUUUUGAGACAAAAUCUAAAAAGGAGGAAAGAUUGAAGAAACAAUUGAGAGUAAAGCUUGAAUUGGCUAAAUUCCUUCAAGAUACAAUUGAGGAGAUGGCCUUAAAAAAUAAGGCAGCUAAAGGAAAUGUUACAAAAGAUUUUUCAACGUUCUUUCAAAAGAUCAGGGAGACUGGUGAAAGACCCAGUAAUGAGGAGAUCCUAAGGUUCUCAAAACUGUUUGAAGAUGAGUUGACUCUGGACAAUCUAACCAGGCCUCAGCUGGUGGCACUUUGUAAAUUGCUGGAACUUCAGUCAAUUGGGACAAAUAACUUUCUCCGCUUCCAGCUGACUAUGAGGUUGAGAAGUAUAAAAGCAGAUGACAAAAUGAUUGCUGAAGAAGGAGUCGACAGCCUGACUGUUAAAGAACUGCAGGCAGCUUGUCGUGCACGAGGAAUGAGAGCCCUUGGUGUGACAGAAGAGCGUCUCAGGGAACAGCUUAAACAGUGGCUAGAUCUGCACUUGAACCAGGAAAUCCCUACUUCAUUGCUCAUUUUAUCCAGAGCCAUGUAUCUUCCAGACACCCUUUCUCCAGCUGAUCAGCUCAAAACAACACUUCAGACACUACCAGAGAGUGUUGCCAAAGAGGCACAAGUCAAAGUGGCAGAAGUUGAAGGUGAAAAGGUAGAUAACAAAGCACGACUGGAGGCAACACUUCAGGAAGAGGAAGCCAUCAGAAAAGAAAAUGAAGAAAAAGAGAUGGAAAGAAUAUCUGAAGCCGCAGAGAAAGCCAAAGAAACUCUUCAGGUUGCAGCCAUGAAAGAAGUGCAAUCAGCAGUAGAUCUUGAACCAGCUGUUCUGCAAGUUAAAGAAAGUCAGAUGGCUGUGGACAGCAAACAAGAGCUGGCAAAAGCAGAUAUGGAAACGCUGAAAGAUACAGCACCCGUCCUGGAAGGCAUUAAGGGUGAGGAAAUAACUAAGGAGGAGAUUGACAUGUUGAGUGAUGCUUGUAACAAGCUGCAGGAACAAAAGAAAUCACUAACAAAAGAAAAGGAGGAGCUUGAGGAAUUGAAGGGUGAUAUCCAGGAGUAUAAUGAGGAUUUGCAAGAAAUAAAGGAGCUCUCUAAAGCUGGCCAGGAAGAAGUAGUGGAAGAAUCAAAGGCGAGCAAGCGACUGACCAAAAGAGUGAACCGGAUGAUUGGUCAGAUUGACAAAAUUAUUAAUGAGUUAGAGACGAAUGAAAAGACGGUGGAUGUAAAGCUGGAUAGAGGUGAUAGUCCUCCUGCUGGGGAGAACCUCAUCAGUAUUGCUGAGCUAAUUAAUGCAAUGAAACAAAUCCAGAAGAUUCCAGAGGAGAAACUAACAAGGAUUGCAGAGGCAUUAGACGAAAACAAAGAUGGCAAAAUUGAUAUAGAUAACGUUGUUAAGGUAGUAGGAUUAAUUGACAAAGAAGACGUUGAUAUUGGCACCAGCCAGGUUGCUGAGAUUAUGGCACUGCUUCAAAAAGAAGAAAAACUGGAAGAAAAGGAGAAAGCAAAGGAAAAGCAUGAUAAAGAAGCUGCAGAAGUGAAGAAUUAAGCUUCAGAAUCUGAAGCAAAGCCCAACUGUAACCAAAACUGUGUAUAUCUUUGUGUCUAAUGGCUACAUAUUACUGGAGCUUUUGUGAUUAUGGAAAGUGUUUUGAGCUGAUACUAGUAAUAAAUUAUAGAUAUGUUUUCUGACAUAUGGAAUGAAAUUUCCAUUCAUCAAAGAAGUGAUUUACUGUCAUUCCAUACAGAUGAAAACAAAAUAUGCUGCUUCAGCAGUGUUCCUGCCCACAAAAUCAUGUAUUUGCACUCAUUGUUGUGGUACAGUGAUCCAAAAAUGUUUCUCAUUUAUUUACUUUCAUCAUUACAUGGGGCCCAACCUUGCUCUGCUUCUACCUUCUAGCUUUUGCAGAAUUUAAUACAAACUUUCCCUUCUGUCACAAUAUCACAUUUUUUGUAACCUGUUAGUGAAGAUUCUGUGGCUUCAGUAGUAGCUCUUUAGGUUGAGCUUUAUUUAAGCUGAAUAUCACCAAGCUGUUGCCUCACUGACAGAGAAUGUGACGUUCUAAUCACUUAUAAAUCUGUUUUUUUUUCUGCUGAAGGGAAAAUAGGAUUAAUUUUUCCCUAGAACUGAAACUUCCCAUGAAGUUUGUGUCAUAUGGGUGCCUUAAAUUAAGACCAGGGAGUAGGACGUGUCACUUCUACUUAGAGUUCCAUGAAUUACUAAAGCAUUGGAAUCACAGGAGCCUUUCAAAUAGUUUCAGAACAGAUAAUGUGUUUGUCUAAAUAGCAAAAUGAAAUUAACUGUAAGGGGAAAAUGUCAGUUGUGAUCUCUUCGCGUAUAUUUUUUUAAAAUGCAGUUAGGGAGGCAUGUUUGUUGUUAUUUGUGUGACAGUUACUUACACCAUAACUAGUUCUUACCUCUCAGUUGUCAUCUCAGGUGUAACAUCACUUACCGGGUACAUUCAAAGUACUUAAAUGCUUUCAUCAAAUGACCUUCCUUGCUGUGCAGCCAGCAAGUGCUGUCUGAUAUUGGCAGUGUUUUGAUUACAACUUUGGCUUUCUAAUUAAUUGAUUGAGUCUUUUGACUUAAUACUGACAGUAGGUCAAAGUUUACUCAUUAAUGGCUGUCCUUAGUAGUAAAUUUUUAAGAUUCAAAACUAAUACACCACCUGUAGGAUGUUCAUAAUUCCUGGUAGCCUGAAUUUCCCUGAUUCUUCGAAUUUGUGAUAAAAUACGAGAGGUAGGGCUUGACCCAGCUGGGUUGUUUGUUUUUUUUUUUAUUUUGCAUCCAGUAUUAUAAAUUACAUGAACAUUCUUGAUUUUGUGUACACUGUAGAGAGCACAUCUUGUGGUGCUGUACACAGCAAUAUUGAAGGGGGGCAGUUAGUAAUUAGUGCUUUUGAUAGUAGUUGCAUAUUUUCCUAGAAAAUAUUGACUCCUAAGUGUAUUUCAGCAUGACUCUACAUUCAGUAUUUAUUGAGUUUGGCUAAAUUAUUUGUAAAAAUUCAUUUGAAGUUAGUGGAACAAAAAGUGUUUGGACAGUCUCAGGGCCUGCGUAGUCAUGGAAUCAUAGAAUGGCUUGAGUUGGAAGGGACCUCAAAGACCAUCCAGUUCCAACCUCCUACCAUGGGGUGGUUGUCCCCCACCAGAUCAGGCUGACCAGGGUCCCAUCCAACCUAGCCUUGAACUGAAUUUGUUUUGGAUUUGGCAGUGAUCCCUUAGUGGUAUUUUAACAUCCAAAGUAGGAGACUUGGUAUGCAACAACUCCCUCUACUGAAAUGCCAAAACUUUGGUACGGACCAGGAAGUCCAUCUGCCUUGGUAGUUUUAAUAAUACAGUCACCAAGUCCCUGGAACUGUUGCUCAGCAGCAUCACUUCAAAUGUCUGCAGGUAACAAAGUUUGUCCAAAGUCUAAUGGGUAUGCUAAACACAGGGGUGCUACUCCUGCUGCUCUACCAGAAGCCAGGUUUGACAAAAACCAUAUCCAGAAUUGUUUAUCCAUUUUGGACUUUUUUUUUAAAGCAAUGGUUAGCAGCCUGUAUUUAAAAAUACUGAAUAACUUCUGACAAAUUGCCAUGCCAGAAGCUGAGAAAUCCUUGCUCCCUGGGGAUGCACAAAAAGCAGUAGAUCCAUGCCCUUGUACUGCUGAUCCACCCAGAUCUGUUUGGGCAAGGCAGUAGCAACUCCACCUGCCCCAUGGGCACCAUGGCCAUCUUGGAGAUAAUGGACCAUUGUAUUCAGUUGUUUCCAAAGCAAAAUGUACAGUAGUAUGUAUAAUACGAUUCUAGAAAAAAGGGUCAGUGUUUAACUCAUAUCUUGGAUUAAUCUGUACGUUUUUGGAAGAUUGCUUACCGUAAGCGAUAUGACUGAUCUUCCUGCAAGUUACUGUAAUUAUGGAAUCAUAGAACCAUUUGAGUUGGAAGGGACCUUUAAAGGCUGUCUUGUCCAACUCCUCUACACUAAACAGGGGCAGCUACAGCUUGACCAGGUGCUCAGAGCCCCGUCCAGCCUGACCUUGAAUGUCUCCAGGGAUGGGGCAUCCACCAUCUCUCUAGGCAGCCUGUGCCAGUGCUUCAUUACCCUUACUGUUAAAAAAACAAACAAACAAAAAAAACAACAUUUUCUUCAAUCUAAAUCUCCCCUCUUUUAGUUUGAAGCCAUUUCCCUUGUCCUGUCACAACAGACCCUGCUAAAGAGUCUGUCCCCUUCUUAUAGCCCCCAUUUAGAUAAUGCAAAGGCUGCUAGCAGAUGUCCCCGGAGCCUUCUCCAAGCUGAAAGCCCCAGCUUUCUCAGUUCUCUCUUAGGGGAGCUGUUCCAUCCCCUGACACAUCAUUUUUUGUGUAAAAUUGCUUUGACAAAGCUGACAUUUCAAACCGAUGCAAGCUUGUCAAUUAAUGUACCCCUAAACAAACAAGUUAUUCUCAUAAAGUGGGAUUUACUUGGAGAUUUCAGCAUGAAAUCAGUUUGAAAAUUUUGAAGAUAGGACUUCACUAGGUGCUCUUUGAGGCUAAAAUUUUUUCUUAGCUGAAAAUGCAUGACAAAAACUAAUGUCACAAUACAAUUUUAAAACUUUUAAAUGGUGUAAGUAACAGAUUGGAAUUAAUGGACUUUGAAGUACACUAAAUUUUUCAUUUGCAUAUUUUCCAUUUGAAAGCAGCAUGUAAGAAUUUUAACAUUCCUGAAAUGUCAUCAAGUUGUUCUAACUAAAAUGGCCUGCUAGCUUUCAUGCAGUAGCAAAAGCUGAAGAAUGGUGCGGACUUGAAUGCAUACAAGUUUAAACAGGGAAGCAACAGAACAAGCUGUUUUCAGAGCUUUACUGAUUUAAGUUUCAUGCAGCUUUAAUUCACCUGGCAUUACAUUAUCUGAAUGUAGUGUUCAGGAGCUUAGGACACAUUGUUGCUUGUCUUGUCUUGUGUUUGCUGUUCACUUAAAUUUUCUGUGGACUAAAUAAGAAGGGAGCCAUAAGCAGCCGAUUCUUCUUUUACAAAGAAUGUACUGAUUAAAACAAUUCUGGUAUGCUUAUUGAACAUUUUUAGCUUUUGGACUGGUUUGAAAUUUGGCAUACUGUGAAAUUUUAAUCGUUCACAGAAAACCCAUUUCAAUGCAUGGUUUUCAGCCACAAAUGUCAGCUUUCCCCUGUUAUCUGAAGAGUUGAAGUGAUGUACGCAUCAACCACAGUGAGGCAUUUUGCAGGAAAUCUCUCUUCUCGUGCUCUGAUGUUGAAAGUAGGCAAACCCACGACAUCUAGACUUUAAUAGCUGUUCUGCAAGCUUAAAAAGCUUAGGAAGCCCUUGGUGAUUGACGCUUACCCGGUGCUGAGCCUUGACAAACAGUUCUGUACGGGUGAUUCAGGCAACGUGAGGUCGGUGGCUUGUGGCCUGGCUUCAGGUAACCUGCUUUGUCUUUCGUGUUGACCAAAAACCCAGAAGCCACAGUACUUUCAGAGAAAGGAUGACUUCCAAGUGUACAGUAAGUGGUCAGAACUUAUUCCUGAAUGAAUAUUUAAUCAGGAGAUGUAAAUAUUUGUUUGGAUAAUUAAAAGAUGUAUGAGAUUUGUGUGACGUUGUGACUUACACAGGCAAAGCCUCUAAGCUCAGAGUUGGGUUAUCAGUAAAGCCAUUGUUGGAGUAUUUUCAGAGCCAUGUGGGGUCUAAGUUUGAUUAUAUCUGUCCAAAGAGGGAAAUUAAAAAAAAAUAAUAAAUAAAAAUAGAAAAAGCUUAAAAUAGCAGCACAAGAGAAGUAAAGUAUGAUUUCUUCCCUAUGAUAACAGGUUAUAGAACCUAUUUUACUGAAGUUUUUAUUUCCAACUUACAUCAUCUCAAAAGAUGGUUUUUACUGAGAUUUGAGUAAGUCUGCCUGCAAGUGAAUAACCAGAAAACCAAUUUAAUAGGUGGUUUGUCAGCAGGACUGCAUGCAGAUUGAGAAUGCUCUCUUGGCAAGAUUGUGUAUUGCACUAUAAGCUUUGUUUGGGGGAAGAAGUUGCAUCUUUUAUACAGCUCCAAAAUACUUCUUGAACUUUUUAUCUGCAUAUCUUGCUAAUCAUUUGAACUUCAGCUUCUUCAGCAUGUAUUUAAAUCCUUUAAAAUUGUUUAUAUGAAAUUAUUGGGUGUAUUUAAUUAAAAGAACAAUCCAAUAUUCUGUUCUUUAUACGUAUAUUCAAAGGUUUACUUUUGGGUUUAAGAAUUUCAGCCCACGUUAAAAACUAUUGGUCUGUGCUCUGAGCAUACUGGUCCUGUGUUUGCCAUAAUGCAAUAUAAAAUUUUUAAGUUAAUUGGAGCUUGUGUCCUUUGUUUAGUUUUAAUAAAUGUAUCAUUUUGAAGCCUG
This is a messenger RNA of Numida meleagris (helmeted guineafowl), 7208 nucleotides long. RefSeq names its product leucine zipper and EF-hand containing transmembrane protein 1 (gene LETM1). Gene Ontology annotation, biological process: intracellular monoatomic cation homeostasis. The transcript is spliced from 14 exons. NCBI's taxonomy places the organism in Eukaryota, Metazoa, Chordata, Aves, Galliformes, Numididae. Bases 67 to 2433 code for a protein of 788 amino acids. The record is from RefSeq and is a predicted model, not a curated record. Gene Ontology annotation, cellular component: mitochondrial inner membrane. Gene Ontology annotation, molecular function: calcium ion binding; ribosome binding.